UCUUCGUCUGUCUUUGGAUUAUUUUUCUCCACUGUUCACCACACUCGCCGGCCCACUGUUUUUUCUCAGGCAUCACAGUUCCCCACAAUGUCGGACCUUGAGGCCCCUCUUCGUCCGAAGAGAAAGAAAGGGUUGGUUGACUUCCUGGUGAAUUUCAGAUGGAUCGUUGUCAUAUUUGUUGUCCUUCCCUUCUCUUUCUUGUACUACUUUGCAAUCUAUGUGGGGGAUAUGAUAUCCGAGAGCAAGUCUUUCAAGAAAAGACAGAAGGAACACGAUGAAAAUGUUAAGAAGGUUAUGAAGCGUCUGAAAGAAAGGAAUGCAUCUAAGGAUGGUCUUGUCUGCACAGCUCGAAAGCCCUGGGUUGCUGUUGGGAUGCGUAAUGUGGACUAUAAGCGUGCCCGCCAUUUUGAAGUUGAUCUUUCUUCGUUCAGGAACAUCCUUGAUAUUGACACCGAAAGGAUGGUUGCCCGAGUUGAGCCAUUGGUCAAUAUGGGCCAAAUCAGUAGGGCCACUGUCCCAUUGAAUGUUUCCCUUGCAGUUGUUGCUGAGCUUGAUGACCUGACAGUUGGCGGUCUGAUUAAUGGGUAUGGUAUCGAGGGUAGCUCGCACAUAUAUGGACUGUUUUCUGACACUGUUGUAGCAUACGAGAUUGUUCUAGCAGAUGGAGAAUUAGUUCGGGCAACAAAGGACAAUGAAUAUUCUGACCUUUUCUAUGCCGUUCCAUGGUCUCAGGGUACUUUGGGGCUUCUCGUUGCAGCUGAGAUCAAGCUUAUACCGAUUAAGGAAUAUAUGAAAGUGACUUACAAACCCGUAGUUGGUAAUCUGAAAGAGAUUGCUCAAGCAUACAUUGAUUCAUUUGCACCCCGAGAUGGAGACCAAGACAAUCCCGAUAAGGUUCCAGACUUUGUAGAAACCAUGGUAUACACUUCCACCGAAGCUGUGUGCAUGACGGGUAAAUAUGCUUCUAAAGAAGAGGCCAAACAGAAGGGGAAUAAGAUUAACUGUGUUGGUUGGUGGUACAAAACGUGGUUUUACCAGCAUGCCCAAACAGCACUAAAGAAAGGCGAGUUUGUCGAAUACAUCCCGACGAGGGAAUAUUACCAUAGGCAUACAAGAUGUCUGUACUGGGAAGGUAAACUCAUCCUGCCAUUUGCUGAUCAGUGGUGGUUUAGGUUUCUUCUUGGGUGGUUGAUGCCACCGAAAGUUUCUCUACUCAAGGCUACUCAAGGCGAGUCCAUAAGGAACUAUUAUCACGACAAUCAUGUCAUUCAGGAUAUGCUUGUUCCUCUUUACAAGGUUGGAGAUGCUCUCGAGUGGGUUCACCGCGAGAUGGAGGUAUACCCGAUCUGGCUUUGCCCACACAGACUAUACAGGCUCCCCAUCAAGACCAUGGUGUACCCCGAGCCAGGAUUUGAGCUGCACCGCAGGCAGGGUGAUACGCAUUACGCUCAGAUGUACACCGACGUUGGUGUCUACUAUGCACCUGCCUCCGUCUUGAGAGGCGAAGUGUUUGAUGGUUCAUUGGCUGUGCAACGAAUGGAGGAGUGGUUGAUUGAGAACCACGGUUUCCAACCACAAUAUGCUGUGUCUGAGUUAACCGAGAAGAACUUCUGGAGGAUGUUUGAUGCUGGGCUCUACGAGCACUGCAGGCGCAAGUAUAAGGCCAUAGGCACCUUCAUGAGCGUGUACUACAAAUCGAAGAAAGGAAGGAAGACCGAGAAGGAGGUGCAGGAUGCGGAGAAAGAGAAAGCUGAAGUCGAGACCCCUGACUGUGAUUAGUCUUUUGGCAUCGUCGUAUCGAUUUUAGGUUGGAGUUUGGAGUCGAAUGUCGUGGUUAGGAUUCAUGAGUUUGUGGCCAUUUGUCAUUUCUGUAGUUUUUCUGAUGUUUCUGUAUUUGAGAUUAGUACUCUGACUCUUUUUUAUCUGUGUGUUGGUGAGAGGUUGUAUUUCAGUUGUCAUAAGAGGCCAUAUUGAACUAAUUCAUGUUUUCUGGAAAUCUAAUGGUUUUUCAGCUUUAAUUGAAACAAGCCUCUUGAUUUUA
Ipomoea triloba (trilobed morning glory) is the source of this 2041-nucleotide messenger RNA. RefSeq names its product delta(24)-sterol reductase. Gene Ontology annotation, cellular component: cytoplasm; membrane. Gene Ontology annotation, molecular function: oxidoreductase activity, acting on the CH-CH group of donors, NAD or NADP as acceptor; FAD binding. The coding region runs from base 88 to 1779 and encodes 563 amino acids. Gene Ontology annotation, biological process: steroid metabolic process. The record is from RefSeq and is a predicted model, not a curated record. The transcript is spliced from 3 exons. Lineage: Eukaryota; Viridiplantae; Streptophyta; Magnoliopsida; Solanales; Convolvulaceae.